CGGGUGCUCCUCCCCAGAGGCAGCAGGGCUGGGGCACGGGGGGGAUCCUGGGGCUGGGACCUGCUGGCUCUGGGUGACGAGGACGAGGAGAGGUGGCUUGGCAGUGGUGGAGGUGGCUCUGAUCCAUCGGGGGAUAACCCAGCACAAAGCCUGACGCAGGCUCCAUGGACGGGGCGCCGCCGCCCGCCCGCCCCGCCGGGCUCUCGGCGUUCGUGGCCGUGUCGCAGCUGCUCGGCCUGACCCUCCUGGCCACCACGGGCGCCUGGCUGGGCCGGUACCGGGGCGGCGUGGCCUGGCACAGCCCCCUGCAGUUCAACGCCCACCCCCUGUGCAUGGUGCUGGGCAUGGUGUUCCUGCAAGGUGACGCUCUCCUGGUGUACCGGGUGUUCAGGCACGAAGCCAAGCGCUCCACCAAGGCCCUGCACGCGGUGCUGCACGGCCUGGCCCUGCUCAUCGCCCUCGUGGGCAUCAUCGCCGUCUUCGAGUCCCACCGGGCCAAGGGCACCCCUGACAUGUACAGCCUGCACUCCUGGUGUGGGAUGGCCGCCUUCGUGCUCUACCUCCUGCAGUGGCUCUUGGGCUGCGGUUUCUUCCUGUUCCCCGGUGCCUCCUUCUCGCUGCGAGGCCGGUACAAGCCCCAGCACAUCUUCUGUGGCAUCGCCCUCUUCAUCCUCUCCAUCGCCUCCUGCUUGCUGGGCAUCACUGAGAUGCUCCUCUUCAAAAUCAGCGACUCCUACAGCCACUUUGUGCCCGAGGGCGUCCUGGCCAACACCCUGGGGGUGAUGUUGGUGGCCUUCGGGCUGGUGGUGGGCUACGUGGUGACACGGGAGGAGUGGAAGCGCCCGCCGCUGGCCGAGGAGCUGGCCCUCUCCAUGGACUUCAAGACCCUGACGGAGGGAGAGAGCCCAGGUGGUGGCAACCAGUGACACCCCCAGCUCCCUGAUCCCUGGCACGGGCUCCUCAUGGUGUCAGGGUGAUGAGGACAGCUGGGGAAGGACACGCUCUUGGUGCAAUGCUGCCCACUGGACUCAGCCUUGCUUGGCCUUAAUCCUCCUCAGCUCUGCCCUGCGCAGCCCCCGGUGCCCCCCGAGCCUGCCCCAGCCCUGUGGGGAUGGCAGUGCCACAAGCAGGGGGUGGAAGUGGUGCUGGGGCACAAAGGAGGGGGGUCUCCAGGCUCUGCCCUGCUCUGAGGACGAGGGCAGGAGCACAGAUUUCCCUGCUGUGAGCAGCCCAAUCCCACAGCCUGUUCCCAGUGCCCAUGGGCAGAGGGGAUGUUUGGGAUUUCCCACUCCCUGGGGAUUUCCCAUGCCCUCCAGCACAGCCACACAUGGGGGCUGCUCCCCAUGAACAGCUCCCAGGGGGGUUGGAGUGACCCGGUGUCUGUGCAGGUUCAGCAGCUUCGUGUCCGAAAUGUUUUCCCCUCGCGUGAGAUGUGUCGUCUGCUCAGUGGAUGCUCCCAACGUAAUAAAUGUUUGCAGCUAA
This is a messenger RNA of Neopelma chrysocephalum (saffron-crested tyrant-manakin), 1482 nucleotides long. Its product is annotated as cytochrome b561. Bases 165 to 926 code for a protein of 253 amino acids. The transcript is spliced from 6 exons. Gene Ontology annotation, cellular component: lysosomal membrane. The record is from RefSeq and is a predicted model, not a curated record. NCBI's taxonomy places the organism in Eukaryota, Metazoa, Chordata, Aves, Passeriformes, Pipridae. Gene Ontology annotation, molecular function: oxidoreductase activity.